UCGCGAAACCGGAAGUUAAACUCCUCCUCGACGUUUCCCCGCAAUUCGUCCAUUUUCACGUAAAUCGCACAUGGUGAUACACAAAAUCUACAUUUUACACCGAUUUAGCGUCGACUAACACACACUUCUUUCGCCUGUUAAAUGCACGACACGGAGGAUAUGCCUGUUGAUGUCGAUUUCGACGAGGAUGAACCGUCGUUCAGUGACCCAGAAGACUUUGAAGAUGAUGUCGACGAUGAAGAGUUACUGGGUGACCUGCUGCGGGAGAAGCCCCAGGAGGCAGACGGGAUAGACUCUGUGGUUGUCGUGGACAAUGUGCCCCAGGUCGGCCCCGAGCGCCUGGAGAAACUGAAGAACGUCAUCCACAAGAUAUUCUCCAAGUUCGGCAAGAUCACCAACGAGUUCUACCCGACGGUAGACGGACCUGAAGGACUCACGAAGGGGUACAUCUUCCUGGAGUAUGGGGCUCCCACUCAGGCUCUGGAGGCAGUGAAGUUAACCUGUAGUUACAAGCAGCACACCUUCAGAGUCAAUGUGUUCACCGACUUCGACAAGUACAUGAGCAUCAGCGACGAGUGGGAGACUCCUGAGAAGCAGCCCUUCAAGGACUUUGGUAACAUGCGUCACUGGAUGGAGGACCCUGACUGUCGUGACCAGUACAGCGUCAUCUACGAAUCAGGAGAGAGGACCGCCAUCUUCAACAACGACGCCAAGGAUCCGAUCGUCUCCGAGGAGAGGGCGCGCUGGACAGAGACCUAUGUGCGCUGGUCUCCCAAGGGAACCUACCUGGCCACGUUCCACCAGCGAGGCAUUGCAUUGUGGGGCGGAGAGAAGUUCAAGCAGAUCCAGCGUUUCAGCCACCAGGGAGUGUCUCUGAUCGACUUCUCCCCCUGCGAGAGGUACGUGGUGACGUUCAGUCCCCUGAUGGACACUAAGGAGGACCCCCAGGCCAUCAUCAUCUGGGACAUUCUGACUGGCCAGAAGAAGAGAGGCUUCCACUGUGAGAGCUCCGCCCACUGGCCCAUCUUCAAGUGGAGUCACGAUGGGAAGUUCUUUGCCAGGAUGACCCAGGACACACUGAGCAUCUACGAGACCCCAUCCAUGGGCCUGUUGGAUAAGAAGAGUCUGAAGAUCAGUGGCAUCAAGGACUUCUCCUGGUCCCCAGGUGAUGACAUCAUAGCGGUGUGUGUAUCUAAUCCCCCCUCCCCUCUGCAGGGACUUCUCCUGGUCCCCAGGGACUUCUCCUGGUCCCCAGGGACUUCUCCUGGUCCCUGGCAGGCAGUUAACAUCAUCAGUCGUUCUGGGUCCCUUCAUCAGGACAAAGACAUCCCAGCCAGAGUGACUCUGAUGCAGCUUCCCUCCAGGCAGGAGAUCAGAGUUAGGAACCUCUUCAACGUGGUGGACUGUAAACUUCACUGGCAGAGACAGGGAGACUACCUCUGUUAUCUAGAACUCAGGUUAGUGAAGGGGGUGGAGAACAGAGACAGGGAGUCUGACCUCUGUGUCAAGGUGGACCGGACACCUAAAGGAACUCAGUAUGAACGGGGCCUGGCUUGUGGACACCCUGACUGCACCAUGAUGAACAUGGUUGAACACUACAUGGCCUCUGACGUCCAGUGGGACCUACGGACGAUACCUGGUGACCUCUGUGUCCUGGUGGAGCCCUGCCAGUCGAAGGCCUCCAGGGAGCUGGUGGACAAGAGGAGGAGCAUGAUGGAGGACUACCGUACCUACCGAGAGGCUGCCCUGCAGCAGCACCACGAACAGAAGACCGCCCGCCUGCAGCUACGAGGAGGAGUGGACACUGAUGAGCUGGACAGUAACACAGAUGACUGGGAGGAGGAGACCAUUGAGUUUUUUAUCAACGAAGAAAUCAUUCCCCUUGGAGAGUAGUCCCCUACGCAGGUCCAUUUUUGCGUGGGGACUAGAGGGGGGAGGGGCGUAUUG
Oncorhynchus masou masou (cherry salmon) is the source of this 1947-nucleotide messenger RNA. RefSeq names its product eukaryotic translation initiation factor 3 subunit B-like. Gene Ontology annotation, molecular function: translation initiation factor binding; RNA binding; translation initiation factor activity. The transcript is spliced from 17 exons. The record is from RefSeq and is a predicted model, not a curated record. Gene Ontology annotation, cellular component: eukaryotic translation initiation factor 3 complex. Bases 142 to 1893 code for a protein of 583 amino acids. Gene Ontology annotation, biological process: translational initiation. NCBI's taxonomy places the organism in Eukaryota, Metazoa, Chordata, Actinopteri, Salmoniformes, Salmonidae.